AUGGAUUUCUUAAACUCAUCUGAUCAGAACUUGACCUCAGAAGAACUGCUAAACAGGAUGCCAUCCAAAAUCCUCGUGUCUUUCACUCUCUCCGCACUGGCCCUGAUGACAAUAACUAUCAACUCCCUUGUGAUUGCUGCAAUUAUUGUGACCCGGAAGCUACACCAUCCAGCAAACUACUUAAUAUGUUCCCUUGCAGUCACAGAUUUUCUCGUGGCUGUCCUGGUGAUGCCUUUCAGCAUUGUGUAUAUUGUGAGAGAGAGCUGGAUCAUGGGGCAAGUGGUCUGUGACAUUUGGCUGAGCGUUGACAUUACAUGCUGCACGUGUUCCAUCCUGCAUCUUUCUGCUAUAGCUUUGGAUCGAUAUCGGGCAAUCACAGAUGCUGUUGAGUAUGCCAGGAAAAGGACUCCCAAACAUGCUGGCAUUAUGAUUACAAUAGUUUGGAUUAUAUCAAUUUUUAUCUCUAUGCCUCCUCUCUUCUGGAGGCAUCAAAGGACUAACAGAGACGAUGAGUGUGUCAUCAAACAUGACCACAUUGUUUCCACAAUUUACUCAACAUUUGGAGCUUUCUACAUCCCAUUAACAUUAAUUUUGAUACUCUACUACAAAAUAUACAAAGCAGCAAAGACAUUAUACCACAAGAGACAAGCAAGUCGGAUUGUCAAGGAAGAAUUGAAUGGCCAAGUACUUUUGGACAGUAGUGAGAAAAGCACUAGACUGGCCUCUACAUCCUACAUGUUAGAAAAGUCUUUAUCAGAUCCAUCAACUGACUAUGAUAAAAUUCAAAGCACAGUGAAAAGUCCCAGGUCUCAACUGAAGCAUGAGAAAUCUUGGAGACGGCAAAAGAUCUCAGGCACAAGAGAACGCAAAGCAGCCACUACCCUGGGAUUAAUCUUGAGUGCGUUUGUAAUAUGUUGGCUUCCAUUUUUUGUAAAAGAAUUGGUUGUUAACAUCUGUGCAAAGUGCAAAAUUUCUGAAGAAAUGUCCAAUUUUUUGACAUGGCUUGGCUAUCUCAAUUCCCUUAUAAAUCCACUGAUUUAUACAAUCUUCAAUGAAGACUUUAAGAAAGCAUUCCAAAAACUUGUGCGAUGUCGAUGUUAAUUUAAAAGCAAGUUUGUGAUUGACACAUUGGGGG
Messenger RNA from Erinaceus europaeus (western European hedgehog), 1135 nucleotides. RefSeq names its product 5-hydroxytryptamine receptor 1F (gene HTR1F). The coding region runs from base 1 to 1101 and encodes 366 amino acids. Lineage: Eukaryota; Metazoa; Chordata; Mammalia; Eulipotyphla; Erinaceidae. The transcript has a single exon. Gene Ontology annotation, molecular function: G protein-coupled serotonin receptor activity; neurotransmitter receptor activity. Gene Ontology annotation, cellular component: plasma membrane; dendrite. Gene Ontology annotation, biological process: chemical synaptic transmission; G protein-coupled receptor signaling pathway, coupled to cyclic nucleotide second messenger. The record is from RefSeq and is a predicted model, not a curated record.